Messenger RNA from Physella acuta, 2811 nucleotides. RefSeq names its product aminopeptidase N-like. Gene Ontology annotation, biological process: proteolysis; peptide catabolic process. The record is from RefSeq and is a predicted model, not a curated record. Gene Ontology annotation, cellular component: cytoplasm; membrane. Gene Ontology annotation, molecular function: metalloaminopeptidase activity; zinc ion binding; peptide binding. Lineage: Eukaryota; Metazoa; Mollusca; Gastropoda; Physidae.
AACGUACAUUUUGGAGUUGAAAUUUACUUCAGUGUUAAAUAACGAUCUGGCUGGUCUCUACUACAGUGUCUACUCAAACAAUGGGAAACAAACAUACAUAGCCACGACCCAGAUGGAGCCAGCAGACGCCAGAAAAGCCUUCCCCUGUUUUGACGAGCCGGCACUGAAGGCCACUUUUAACCUGAGCCUUGUACAUCCCAGCUCUAUGAUGUCCGUGGCCAACACUCUACCCGUGGCCACUGGGCCAGCUUUUGUUGUUGAUGGUGUAGAAUAUGUACGAGAUAUUUACCUCCCUUCUCCAAAGAUGUCUUCUUAUCUAGUGGCUUUUGUUAUUUGUGAUUUUUCUUUCAAGUCUACUGUUUCUACUAAUGGUGUUCUGUUCCGUGCAUGGACUACGACUAGCACUCUUGACCAGAUCGACUACGCCCUUGAUGUCGGUGCCAAAACUCUCACAUUUUAUGAAGAUUUUUUCGGAAUUAAAUACCCGUUACCUAAACAAGAUAUGAUUGGAAUUCCCGACUUCGCCGCAGGAGCUAUGGAAAACUUAGGUCUAAUCACAUACAGACAGAGCUUUCUUCUGUAUGAACAAGGAAUAUCCAAUGAAAACGAUAAAGAGACGGUUACUUAUGCAGUAACACAUGAACUGGCGCAUCAAUGGUUUGGUGACCUUGUUAGCCCUGCCUGGUGGGAUGACCUCUGGCUGAACGAGGGGUUCGCGACCUUUGUGGAGUAUCUGGGAGUUGACAAUGUGCACCCAGAGUGGAAAUAUUUUGACAUCAUGGUUGUCAAAGAGAUCCACGGUGCUCUACAGCUGGACAGCCUUGUGACAUCCCAUCCACUCUAUGUUCCAGUCAGCCUUAUUUCAGAUAUUCUACAAAUUUUUGACAGCAUCUCAUACGCUAAGGGUGGAGGUAUAAUAAGAAUGCUGCGACACUUUAUUGGAGAAGAAACUUUCAAGAGAGGAUUGAAUAGAUACCUAACAAACCACAUGUACUCUACUGCUACACACAAUGACUUGUGGGAUGCUAUUACUGAGCAAGCAUCGAUAGAUGGCAAGGGUAUUAAUGUCAAGGACAUCAUGAACACCUGGACGUUACAAAUGAACUAUCCACUUGUCACCAUCAGUCGAGAUUCGUCGUCUGCUGAUGUCGUUGUUGUGUCCCAGGAGAGAUAUUUAUCGAAUAGAAAUGUGGUCGAUCCAGGAUUAUACCAAUCACCCUUUGGAUAUCGUUGGACCAUUCCUGUUACAAUAACAUCCAGUAAAAAUCCAAAUUUUGAUGAAACAAGCUCACAAGUUUUUUGGCUGACAAGAAAUGAGACUUCAAAAAGUUUCAACAUUGGAGCAGACAAUCUCCCAGACCUGAAUGAUGCUAAUGGUUGGAUUCUUGCAAACAUAGAUCAAGUGGGAUACUAUAGAGUGACUUACCCAGUUUCCAACUGGUUGGCACUUAGCAACCAGCUAAAUACCAACCACGAGGUAAUAUCAGCAGUAAACAGAGCUCAAAUAAUCAAUGAUGCUUUCAGUUUAGUCAGGUCUGGAGAUCUUGAGCUAAGCGUGGCACUAAAGUUUUUUGAUUAUCUGGACAAAGAAAUGGAUUAUGUACCUUGGUAUGUUGCAAGCAAAGAAUUUGGAUAUAUAGACCUAAUGCUAUCCCUCAAUCCAUUGUAUGGAAAAUUAAGCCAAUUUAUGCAAGAGAAGUUUAGCAAACCUUUCAAAAUAUUUGGUUUGAACAACACUGGUUCCUCACAUCUUCAAAUAGGCACUAGACAAAUUAUAGCUAGUGGUGCUUGUCAAUCUGGAGUGCAGGAGUGUAUUGACACUUCUGUAAACCUUUACCGUCAGUGGAUGUCUAAUCCUAGUGCUAAUCCGAUUGAUCCUGACUUAAAACCUGUUGUCUACUGUUCAGCUAUUGCAUCUGGAGGUAUUGAAGAAUGGAACUUUGGAUUACAGAUGUAUACAGAUCCGGCAAUGCGUUCAGAAAAAGGUUUCUUACUAAAUGCUUUGUUAUGCUCCACAGAUGUAUGGCUUGUCAAUAGUUUAUUUAGUUAUUCCAUUCAAGACAACUCACCUAUUCGCAUGCAAGACACUAUGGAUCUCUUGGCCUUUGCUGCUGGCAAAACUUUGCCUCGUUUACUGUUCUGGAAUUUUUUUAAAGCCAAUUUCGAUAAAUUUAUGAACAUAUAUGGCACACAGUUUCGUCUAUCUAGUGUUCUUCUUGAGGCAGCCUCAGGAUUCAAUACAGAGUAUGAUCUAGAAGCACUAAAAGCUUUGAAGGCUGAACAUGAAGGACAGUGGGCUGCUGGUUCUGGUGGGAUUGAUCAGGCCAUUGAGAAAGUCUCUGGGAAUGUCAACUGGAUGAAAACCAACCAAGAAGCCCUGGAAUCCUGGUUAGCAGGCCUUGGAUAUUAAGACAAUUUUAAACAUCGUUAAAUUUUACUUUUGGCUUUAGAGAUGUCAUUAAUUUAAUUCAGUUUAAAUAGUACUUAAAAUAGAAAAUUUAUUUUUUUAAAUGACACAAUUUGAUGUCUUUAUGUUACUUAUUAUAAAAACUAUGGUUAAAAAUAUAGCUUGACUAAAUAAAUAAAUGUAGAUAAGACUUAAACAAAAAAUCUCUAGACUCUUCGUUGUCUUUGAGAGGUAACACUGCGUUAAAUUUGUAAAAUAGUGUACAUUUGAAUUAUGUUUAACCUGGAAGCUUUAUAACAAAAUCGAUUUAAUUAAUUUUUGUUUGACUUGAUGUACAUUUUAAUGAAUUUAUUUUACCAAUUCUGGUUUCUUUUUAAAGUUAACUGUUUCCUAUUAUUUGUUAA